AACCGGGUGGUGCUGGGUGCUCUUCGACUUGGGGGCACUCACGGGGACUUGGAGGAGGCGCCGAGGGCCUCGGGCUUGGGGGGUGGCCGGUCGGGGAGCUUGACUCCCCCAGGCCCUCGCGUGCCAAGCGCGGCUGCUCGUUUGCCUGGCUCCUACGGGCGGGAGGCGAUGCCGAAGCCUCGGUUCGCCCUCCUACAGGCAUGGGGCGCAGAAAGUCAAAACGGAAGCCGCCCCCGAAGAAGAAGAUGACGGGCACCCUAGAGACCCAGUUCACCUGUCCCUUCUGCAACCACGAGAAGUCUUGUGACGUCAAAAUGGACCGUGCCCGUAACACCGGAGUCAUUUCUUGUACUGUGUGCCUAGAGGAAUUCCAGACACCCAUCACAUAUCUGUCAGAACCAGUGGAUGUGUACAGCGAUUGGAUAGACGCCUGCGAGGCAGCCAAUCAGUAGCGAUGCAGAGGACCCACCCCCUUGGCAGCCCCGCAGCUGUGGAUUGGGUACCAAUCCAGAGACAUUCCUGGGGUCUAGGGUGGGUCCAGCGCCCUCACAGCUCUGUGUGUGGGUGUGGGUGUAGGUGUAGUGGGAGUGCGUGUGAAUGUGUGGCCACAAGUGUGGCCAUGGCGUGUGCUCAUGGGCAGGGGUGGAGUUGAGUUGCUAGGCCCUGGGAGCCUGAACUGUCUCCCUUGGCUCCGAAAGCCUUUGACUUGCUCCCUCCUCCAGCCCCUGACCCCUCUGGCUCUGAAGCCCUGGCUCCUCCCGGGGCCGAUGUCCUGACAGCCUGAGCAAGGGCAAGACCCUCAGAGACAGCCUUGGGACUCCAGGCCCCUCACCCACCUCCCCAGCACCUGACCCAUUUGAACUGGAUUGCCCGUCCUCCUUGCCUGCCUUCCAAGGCCUGUGGCCUGGGAUUCAAAGCCACAGGCACCUCGGCUGGGCCCUGGUAGGGCGACCCCGAUUCAUGUUUAGUACCUUCUAUUAGAGGACGGAGAGGCUGGGUCUGGGCCAACUGUUGGUCACUAGCCCUUAAAUAAAGCAGUCGCUGCAAA
Messenger RNA from Rhinolophus ferrumequinum (greater horseshoe bat), 1048 nucleotides. RefSeq names its product elongation factor 1 (gene ELOF1). Gene Ontology annotation, molecular function: RNA polymerase II complex binding. NCBI's taxonomy places the organism in Eukaryota, Metazoa, Chordata, Mammalia, Chiroptera, Rhinolophidae. The transcript has 4 exons. Gene Ontology annotation, cellular component: transcription elongation factor complex. Gene Ontology annotation, biological process: transcription elongation by RNA polymerase II. The coding region runs from base 201 to 452 and encodes 83 amino acids. The record is from RefSeq and is a predicted model, not a curated record.